CACUUGAAGGAGACUCUUCAGAUGUGCGGCUGUGUGUGGGGAAGAAAAGAAAAUACUUUCUUUCUUAAUUAAAAUCCCAUUAAUUUAUUUAUAAUAAUGAAGGAACUCUCCCCUGAUGCCUUGCUGCUGUCUUUUGCACAUUUAUGUUUCCUAUGUAGUUUUCUUGACGGGGCUCGCGCUCAGGAGGCUGCAGGUGAUGACGAUGCGCUUCGGCAGGGGUUGACAUGGCAACACAACGGGCAGGUUUUUAGCAUCCUGAGCCGCGGCUCUCAGUACCAGCCGUCCGGUAGGAGGCAACCCGGGUCGCCCCGCCGCGGUAACCCUGUGGUCCUCCUCAGCAGCGGUAACGACACGGUCCCCGCCGCUUCCCGGGGCUCCCCGCGGGUCCCCGUCACCAGCGGCACUGCGCAAUUACGCGCGAUGAUGCGUCAACAGCCGCGGCCUCAGCAGCAGCAGCCGCCGUCCGGCAGCGACGGAGACUCUGCCCCGGUCAGACGGGAGGACAUGAUGGUCGGAGAUGAUCCAUACGACCCGUACAAGGCUUCUAACUAUUACCCCUAUUAUAACUACUACAACUCGUACUACAGACCCAGACCCAGGGCUCAGCCCCGACAUGGAUACGGAACCAGCUACCACCAGAACGGUCUCCCUGAUCUGGUUCCUGACCCAUACUACAUCCAGAUCGCCACCUACGUCCAGAGAAUGCCCAUGUACAACCUCCGCUGUGCUGCUGAGGAGAACUGCCUCGCCUCCUCCUCCAUGUCCUCCCACGAUUAUGACACCAGAGUUUUGUUGAGGUUUCCUCAGAGGGUGAAGAACCAGGGAACCGCUGACUUCCUGCCCAGUAAACCUCGAUAUGCCUGGGAGUGGCACAGCUGUCACAAUCACUUCCACAGCAUGGACGAGUUCAGCCUGUACGAGCUGCUGGACGCCCACACUCAGAGCCAAGUAGCCGAGGGUCACAAGGCCAGCUUCUGUCUGGAGGACACUUCCUGUGACCCAGGAUACUACCGCCGCUUCGCCUGCACCUCACACACGCAGGGUUUGAGUCCAGGUUGUUAUGACACCUACAACGCUGACAUUGACUGUCAGUGGAUCGACAUCACUGACGUCUCUCCUGGAAGAUACAUCCUCAAGGUGACAGUAAACCCCCGGCAGCAGGUUCCAGAGUCCAACUUCAACAACAACGUAGUUCGUUGUGACGUCCAGUACACCGGCACCGCCGCUCACGUGUCCGGAUGCACCAUGACAUCCUACUGAGAUGAAUUCAUGUAAGCUUGAAAAUGAACACAAACGGACAAAACGGGGAACGCUACAGAAGAAUGAAGCUUAAAGUCGCACCUGACGUAAUUAAUUCAAUUAUAACCCGGUUAAAGCAAAAACUGAUUAUUAGACCUGUCGUAAAACAAAUGAACCAGAUUAUUUUAGUCGAAAUGAAGUCAGGAUUUUCAGAUUGUUUUUUUACAUUUUUUGUCCCCAAACUGAAUUUAACCAAAAAUACCACGAGAUGGAGACAAAAUGAGUUGCUGAUGUAAAUCCUGCUCAGACUUACAAACUAAUGUGUCUUUUUGUUGGUGAAUGCUGUAUAGAGUGUAUAUCCAUAGUACACAGUGUGUGUACUUGUUCUUGACAACCACACAUACCUGCAGAGCUGUAUAUAGGCGAGCUCACAUCUCAUGUUAUCAAUCUGCAUUAUCAAAUUAAUAAAGCUUGCUUGAAUGU
Messenger RNA from Sander lucioperca (pikeperch), 1722 nucleotides. RefSeq names its product protein-lysine 6-oxidase. The record is from RefSeq and is a predicted model, not a curated record. The transcript is spliced from 7 exons. Gene Ontology annotation, biological process: peptidyl-lysine oxidation. Gene Ontology annotation, molecular function: protein-lysine 6-oxidase activity; copper ion binding. The coding region runs from base 97 to 1260 and encodes 387 amino acids. Lineage: Eukaryota; Metazoa; Chordata; Actinopteri; Perciformes; Percidae.